AUGUCGUGCCCUCACCUCGAGUCUCUCGGCCCCGGCCUCUCCCCACCGACGCCCGCCCAGUCCGUCUACCGAGAGGACUGCACCCAAUGCUUCGACUCCAUCGACGAACCAACCGGUCUCGAUGUCUGUCUGCAGUGCUUCAACGGCGGAUGCGCGGGAGAUAGACUGCACAGCAAUCUCCACAGCAGCCUCCGCAACCACCCGCUGGCCCUCAACAUUCGCCGCACCCGAAAGGCUCUUGUCCGCGAUGAGCCCCCGGCCAAAAUGUCCAAGCUCGCCAUCGCCGCCGAGACCGAACAAGACCGAUACGAUACUGCCCUCGCGGCAAAGUGCCUCGACUGCGCCACCCAGCUCGAUGUUACAGAUCCUAGACUCGCCCCCGUCGUCGACGGCAUCCUCAAAGCCAACACCUUCGCGCGGAAGGAGGAGGUGAAGGCCUGGGAGCAAGAAUUGACGAGCUGUGAGCACCUUCUCUUGCUGCAGCAGCAGGACUCGCGCAAAAUCGAGCAAGGCGAGCUCGGUCAUUGCUCUGCCUGCGACCUGAGGGAAAACCUAUGGCUCUGUCUCGAGUGCGGCAACCUGGGCUGUGGCCGGAAGCAGAUGGGCGGCGUCGACGGCAAUUCGCAUGCCUUGGCUCACUCGACCGACUCAGGACACGGUCUGGCCGUCAAGCUCGGCUCCAUCACCCCCGAGGGCACCGCCGACGUCUACUGCUACAAGUGCGACGACGAGCGUAUCGACGAAAAUCUGGGACAGCAUCUCGCCCAUUGGGGAAUCAUGCUGGCCGAGCGACAAAAGACGGAAAAGAGCUUGACCGAGAUGCAAAUCGAGCAAAAUCUUAAGUGGGAUUUUAGCAUGACCACCGAAGACGGUAGGGAGCUCAAGCCCCUAUUCGGCUCCGGCCUCACAGGCCUGAGGAAUCUGGGCAACAGCUGCUACUUGGCCAGUGUCGUGCAGUGCCUCUUCGACAUGCCGUCCUUUCGACAACGCUACCAUCGCCCAAGCGAUGAGCUGCCCCUGGUGCAGGAACCGGCCGCGGAUUUGGAGACCCAACUGCGGAAAAUGGCAGACGGACUCUUUUCUGGACGGUAUUCCAAGCCAGAAGAAGGCGUGGGCUCCGAUGCCGAGGCGAGGCACCAGCAGGGCCUGGCACCGGCAAUGCUCAAGCACCUCAUCGGCAGAGGCCAUGAGGAGUUUUCAACCAUGAGACAGCAGGAUGCGUUCGAGCUGCUGCAGCACUUAUUCAAGUUGAUUACUCGGUCACAACACGGUGGCCAUCUCGAGGACCCCACAACUCCCUUCCGGUUCGUCCUCGAGCAGAGACUGCAGUGCUUGGGAUGCCGCAAAGUCAAGUACAGCACAAACGAGCAGGACAGCAUCUUCAUUGACGUCCCCCUCGAAAAGCUGCCCCAGGCCGAAGGGGAAUCGGACGAUGCCGGGGACAAGUAUAAGCCCGUUACCCUCAAGCAAUGCCUCGACAACUUGACCUCUGCGGAAAAGGUGGAGUUGGCUUGCUCGGCCUGCGGUAGCAAGGAAGGCUUCAGCAAGCAGUCGCUCUUCAAAACCUUUCCCGUCGUUCUCGUCGUCAAUGCUCGCAAGAUGACCGUGGUCAACUGGGUGCCCAUCAAAGUCGAUGUCCCCGUGCUUGUCCCCGACGAGCCGUUUCUGUUGGACGAGUACCUAUCCAAGGGCCUGCAAUCGACGGAGGAGCUACUCCCGGACGAACCUCAGGCCCCGGCCCCGGCGUUUGUACCCGAAGCCACCGCCUUAGCCCAGCUCGAGGCAAUGGGAUUUCCACGCACGCGCUGCGAAAAGGCGUUGUACGCCACCAGUAACUCAGACGCCAAUCUCGCCAUGGAGUGGCUCUUUGCCCACAUGGAAGACCCCGACAUCGACGCGCCUCUCGAUCUCAGUGGCCAGGCGGAAGCUGCUGGCGCUGGCGCCGAUCCGGACAAGAUUGAGAUGCUUGGAGCCAUGGGCUUUGAAGCCCGCCACGCCAAGAAGGCCCUCAGGGAGACGGGUGGCGAUGUAGAGCGGGCGGUGGAAUGGCUCUUUAACCAUCCUGACGACAAGGACGCGGCCGAGGACGAGAACUCGACUGCCAAGGAGCCUGCAGGAAGUGCGUCGCUCCCCGCCAGCUUUCAGCUGCAGUCGAUUGUCUGCCACAAGGGGACGAGCAUACACGCUGGUCACUACGUCGCCUUCAUCCGCAAGCAGCUUGAACAGGGCUCCAAGUGGGUGCUCUUCAACGAUGAGAAGGUGGUCGAGGCCUAUGACGUCGACGAGAUGCGCAAGUUCGCGUAUUUGUACUUUUUCAAACGAACGUAG
Messenger RNA from Hirsutella rhossiliensis, 2328 nucleotides. Its product is annotated as ubiquitin carboxyl-terminal hydrolase domain-containing protein. Gene Ontology annotation, molecular function: zinc ion binding; cysteine-type deubiquitinase activity; protein binding. The record is from RefSeq and is a predicted model, not a curated record. Bases 1 to 2328 code for a protein of 775 amino acids. Gene Ontology annotation, biological process: protein deubiquitination. NCBI's taxonomy places the organism in Eukaryota, Fungi, Ascomycota, Sordariomycetes, Hypocreales, Ophiocordycipitaceae. The transcript has 4 exons.